AUGGCAAAACGCUUCCAACGGUCCUCACAAUGUCAAAGUCAAAUCAUUCUAUAUAUUUUCUCUACAUUGUCACACUCUGUUUUUGUGUGUGGGAACACCGGAAGUUGCCUAUGUGGGCAACAUUUCUCCACGUGGCGUCCUCCUCACUCUCCGUGUGCAACUCGCAUGGACCCGGGGCCCACUCAAGACCCUCCCAAUCAAGCUAUAAAAGCCACCUCACUCUCUCCCCAGUUGUCAGCCUGCAACCCCAAAACUUGUGCUAAAACACACUCUCAACUCACAGCUUUCUCCGACGCAGCAGAACAAAUGAACACGAUCUCCAGACAACUCUCCGAUUCCGCCGAAAGGCCCGAAUCGAGUUCCGAAAGCGUCACGACUCGAAGCCAGCCGACUUCGUUCUCCGAUGAGGAGGUCAUUUUGGCGUCCAGCACGCCGAAGAAGCGAGCGGGGAGGAGAGUUUUCAACGAGACAAGGCACCCCGUUUACAGAGGAGUGAGGAGGAGGAACAACGACAAGUGGGUGUGCGAAAUGAGAGAACCAAACAAGAAGAAGUCGAGGAUAUGGCUCGGAACUUAUCCAACGGCAGAGAUGGCAGCUCGGGCGCAUGACGUGGCGGCAUUGGCCUUUAGAGGGAGGCUUGCCUGCCUCAAUUUUGCAGACUCCGCAUGGCGCCUGCCUGUCCCGGCUUCCACUGAUUCAGUGGAUAUCAGGCGGGCGGCCGCGGAGGCUGCAGAGACAUUCAGGCCAGCCGAGUUUGGCGGAGUGUCGGAAAGUGGGGAUGAUGAGAAGGAGAGCAAGAAAAUGGAGGGGGAGAAGGAUUGUGGAUGUGCGGAGCAAAGCGAUUGUGGAGGUGCGGAGCAAAGCGAUUGUGGAGGUGCGGAGCAAAGUGGCAGCUCGUUUUACUUGGAUGAGGAGGAAAUGUUCGCCAUGCCAAGGUUGCUUGAUAGUAUGGCGGAAGGGCUUCUGCUCUCUCCACCUCGCCGUUCAGCUGGUAGCAACAUGAACUGGGAUGAUAUGGGAAGCAAUGAUGAUGACGUCAAUCUGUGGAGCUUCUCAAAGUAAUAGAUAUUUUAUACAGGUCUAUUCAUCAUCCCUAAAGGACACUAUGCGUUUAUUUUUUGAUUUAAUUUUUGCCAUUAAAAAAAAAAUUUCUGUUGUUUAUGCGUGUAAAAAUAAUUAUAAUUUAUAUAUUGUUGUUUCGUUAUAUUUUAGUCUAAGGGAAAUAUCUUGUUUUAGACCUUUAAGGGUAUUGAUGGUAUUAAUUAAUACACUGUUAGUGUGAGAUAUUUAGAAUCAAUAUCCAUAAAGUUACUAAAUUUGGAUUGAUUGAAUAUAAAGGUAUCUAAUUUUGUAUGAUUGAGAUAUCUUGCUCUUUUGUGGAAAUAUCUUGCCCUAUUUUAGUAUGUGGUGUAGCAGUGAAGUGAGGUACUUCUGUGGUCAUAAGGCCUUACACGUGUCAGGUAUUGCAUGAGUUGACUUGUUUCUUUAUUCA
Malus domestica (apple) is the source of this 1492-nucleotide messenger RNA. RefSeq names its product dehydration-responsive element-binding protein 1D-like. Gene Ontology annotation, molecular function: DNA-binding transcription factor activity; DNA binding. Lineage: Eukaryota; Viridiplantae; Streptophyta; Magnoliopsida; Rosales; Rosaceae. Gene Ontology annotation, biological process: regulation of DNA-templated transcription. The record is from RefSeq and is a predicted model, not a curated record.